AUGAAUCACGUCGACGUCGACCAGAUCCUCGAGGACUACGCGUGGCACCAAUUCCAGGAUGUGCAGUCGCUCCGCAAGACGCGCAUCGACGACUUCCGCGGCAUCGACAGGGACGACUGCGAGUUCGUGAUCGUAAGUCGGGUGGGGCACUUGAGCGCAUCCGAAGGCCAUCUCUCAAAUCGUCUUAGCACCGCCAACAGUGGGGGACCGCCUCAGAAUAGUUCGUCGUUUCCCUUUGUUUCUUCGCACCGCCCGCCACCAAUUUAUUAUUGAAACGGUUGGAGAAAAUGGGCGCGUGCCGAUUGGGAAAGACCGUUUUGCCAGGAGAAUUGAAUGAAUUGAAUGAGAAACAAUAAUAAGUGGCAGAGGGAGAGUCAAGUAGGUGAAAGAGUAAUUCACUAGUCUGCCAGUCGAAAUUUAAUCAAAACCAGCUGGCUGGCCCCAUCGGUUUUCGUGGAAUGCUUCGGAAAUUGCGAAAUCAGAGCUCCUCUCGAUGACGUGUCGCUCCGUUCCGCCUGACAGUUCUGGGCACACACCCACCUGUUUUGUGUUCGCAAUUCCAUUCAACUUCCUCCCAUUCCACGCCUAUCGAAUUGUGGCAUCUGACCCUUGACGCCGUUCUGUCACAUCUUCUUUUUCUUCUUCUUCUUCUUCUUCUUCUUCUCUUCCGAUCCCCCUACAUGAUAUGACGCGUGUCGCCACGAAACCGACAGAUUCCAUCGAAAAGUGCGCGAACCGCCCCUCGGUUGUUUGUGUUGGUUGUCCGGUGAAUGGAUUGGUUAGAGUGAGAGGUAUCCCUGAGAGACGCCGACGUAUUUGCGAGCUGAUUUGACAUCAAGUGCCAACGAGCACCGUUUCGUGCUCUUAUCCGCCCGUCGGUUAGUCACCACUAGAGCUUCGAAAUGCUCGCGCGAGUCAGCGAAUAAUAAGAGUCCGGUAACUCGAUCCAGCUCCGUUUCACUUCUUCUCCAUCUCUCUCUCUCCACCUCGUCAUCCCUUUUCCUUUUCCAAAAUUCAAAAGAAAAAGGAAAGAGAGUCGGCCAGUUUAGUCCGUUUUGAAACGCGCUAAUGAGCCCGUCUCUCUCUCUCUCCCUCUCUCUCCCUUUCCGACCACAUUCCAAUGUCGGUUUGUAACUAUGAAAUGAAAAAGAAACCCUCUAAUUAUGGAAUGACCUCCCGGUUGAAUGAGAUUGAUAGGAGAGCGAAAAAUGGGAAAGAGAAGGAAAAGGGAGGGACGACGGCGACAUAUUUACAUACAUUUUAGGCGGUAUUACGGCGACGGCACCGGAGGCGAUUAGAAGCGUAGGGAGGAAGAGAGGAAGAGCGAAAUUAGAAGUGGGAUUAGGAACGAAAAAGGGAAGAAGAGAAGAAGGAAAGAAAGAGAGAGACUGGAAGACAGGCUUAUGGAAAGGGUCCUUCUUGAACUGGGAAGGGCAUCUGUGACGUCGGAAGAUGCGAAACCUACUUCUGAUUGGAAUUGUUGACCUUAAGAGCAAGAUAGGACAUUAGAAAUUUCACUAUCACCCACUUCAAGCUCAUCUAAUCAGAUCUCCAGACGAUCACUCUUUCCCUCUCUUUACUUCCACCCCAUUUGGAAAAUGAGCUCUUCUUUCCUUCUUUCUCUCCCAUCGCGUCGCUCGUUUAUUGAUGAUGAGCACAUUGGAAAGAAGAGGAGAGCGGAGAAGCUCUCGUGGGAAUUCGUCGUUGUUGUCUUUCGGAAGGCACGCGCGAGAACUCGAUUAACACGAAGGGCUACUACUCGAGGGAAAGAUUUCAAAGAGCUCAAAUGAAACAAAAAGCGUUAUCAUUAAUGAUUUCAGAAUCGCAAGUCGCUGGUCGUGGUCAAUGAGGAUCCACAGUAUUCCCACUUCCAACCGGCCGGAUCGAAGCCGUACACUCUCUUCAAAUCCAUCUACACCAACAGCACCAACCGGUAACUAUUGUAGUUCCAGACGAAAUCUUCAUUCAGCAUGUUUCCAGACCACAAGAAUAUUCGUUCAAGACGGAGCGCACGACCGAAUCUCUGUGUUCCGUGGCUCGUGAACAAGGAUACACCAUCGGAGCGGAAGCCGAAUUGACACUCAAAACGCCGUGUAAGUCAUUAAUUUCCUUUGUUUCAUCGCAGAGAGAAAGGACAACCUUGAAGUUGCGCCCAAAAAACAAAUGUUUGGCGCCAAAAGAACUAAUGACUCGGAUUGCCCGAAAACAACUGAAUGAGAAGUGUUUUUAGGUGAAAUCGCCGAGCUGAAAGCGGGAUUCAAGCACGAGAUGCACUUCAACAACCUCAACGAGAACUGCCAGACGGAGGUGCUCUCGUGGGGAGUCGACUCGAACGUCUCCGUGCCGCCGCACUACAUGACCGAGGCGUCCAUCAUCAUCGAGGAGAUGAACUACCGCGGCAGCUACACCGUCGUCUCGAGACUCGCCGGAAGCGUCGUCGUUUCGAUCAGAAGGUUCGUGUCCCCCCAAACAAUUCGCCCCUUUCGUGGGUGUCUAAUCCGGUCAUGUCAUUGCGGUCGGUCGACAAUUCACUCACUCUCAAUAUAAUAAUAAUAGACUGUGUGUAUUGUCCCCCGAUCGGGCGGCCGCCUACCAGAUUGACUAGUAAAAGUAAACGUCAAUUUAAGGGCACUUUGUUCCAAUUCCGAUCGAAUCGAAAUUGACGGAAAUUGAGGGAAACUUCUAAGAGUCUCUUUCAGACGCCGCGACAACGCUCUCAUAAUGCCGAUCCGCGUGGCCAUCGCCGAAGUUUUCCGUGCCCAAUUGGACAACCCGCACUGCAAAAAGGAGGUAAACGGAUCUCGGAAGAAAACGAGAUAAUCGAGGUUCUGAAUUUCAGGUGAAGCAAGUGGUGAGCAUCGAUCAGAACAGAACGGUCCGUCUGAUGAGCAAGGGAUCGUGCCAGUUCCAGUUCGCUAUGAAGCAGCGCAUCGAUCUGAAGGAGCAUCCGAUGAGAGCCGGCGACGAGAUUAUGAUCGACUGA
Molecule: messenger RNA, 2983 nt
Organism: Caenorhabditis sp. 36 PRJEB53466
Lineage: Eukaryota; Metazoa; Nematoda; Chromadorea; Rhabditida; Rhabditidae
Source: the annotation of a GenBank genome assembly